UCACAGACUCACAGUCAGAGACACAGAGUCAGUGUACAUCUGGCAGGCAGGUGGGGAGGGUGUGUGUUAGUGCAGCGCCUGCUCGCCGUGACGUGACUUUGUGUUGCAAGCUUCGUAUAAUUGCCCGGCGCAGUGAUUGAUGGUGCUCGCUCCCUCCUGAGGACACGUACAAGGGCUGCCCCUGUGCCUAGUGGGGGAAAGGCAGCCAAUGUCACCCUGUUUCCAUCCGUCCUCCUCCUCCUCCGCUAUCGAACAUGUGACUGCCUUCCUUCCUUCCAUUCGUGGCGUUGCCUACACGAGUGAGGGAACAGUCUUGAAUCCCUUUCGAAAUCCCUGUAUGGAAAUUGGAAAGUGAAUUGAAGGACUUAGUGAACCUUAUAGAUAUGAAGUGAAUCUAAAAUGCCGCACCUCCCCACAGACUUCUUUCCGUGUUUUAUCGUAAAGGGGUUCAGAUAACAAGAGGUUCACCCCAUCGGAUCACCUUACGGCGUCCAGACACUCGGAUCAGUGGAAUCGAAGACGUUUUCAAGUGAUUCAAGUAAACUAAUAUUGCCUCGCCCGGCCCGAGUCCCUUUACUGAUUCCCUCGUAGCUCUCCAGUGACCGACAAAUUCCAGAUUCAGUCAAGGGAAUCGAAACCUUUUUUACAGACAUUCAAGUAAACUAAUAUUGCCAUGUCCCGCCGGCGUCUGUUUCUUUUUCCAUCGUAACUGCAGUGCGCUAACAGGUUUCAGAUAACAGUGGGACGCUUGGCACGCCUUUCACGGGGUGUAGAGACUGAGAUGAAGGCAAAUAAGGACUUUUAGUGGCCCGGACAAGCCCCAUAAUGCAGCGGGAGCACGGCGAGGAGAGAACCUGAAGUGACGCCAGGCAGAUAAAGGGAGGGAGUGCUGCGUCCGCCCUGAGAGAUGUCUGAACACGCCCUGACGCUGGGGACGCUCGUGGCGGUGGUGGUGGUGACGGUGGUGACGGUGGUGGUGGAGGGAGGUGGUGGUGGUGGUGUCCAGAUGUCCCAUGCCUUGGCUGGUAACAACGUGGAGUUCAGCAGGGCGAGAAGCUUUUGGCCCGAGAGGAAUUUUUACGAAGGAAGUGAGGAAGUGGAGGACGAGGACGAGGAAGAGGACGAGGAAGGACUUGAUCUUAACUUUGAAGUGCCGAGGAUACAUGACAAAACUAACGAAGAGGAAGAGGAAGAUGAGGAGGACGAGGAGGGUCUGAAACAUGAAGAACACGAUACAAACCUGAUGAACAUGAUUGAAACUCCCCCGGAACUCGUCACGAUGAACCCCUUCACUGUGGACACGAAGGCGGACGACCAGGAGGAGGAGAAACAACGACGACGACGACCACACGACUCACGGAAGGCCAGGAGGGAGCGACGGAGGCGGAGGAGGUGGAAGAAGAGGAUGAAGGCGGCCAAGAAGUUCUACAGAGGCACGUUCAAAUGGGGCACGAAGAAGCACCAGCGACAUUGGAGCUCCCCGAACAGACGUAGCGGGUGGGUGUCGGGUCAGCCGUAUCGCUCCCUGGACCCGCGGCGCGUCAAGGUGAGACGACACCUGGUGAGGCAACACAACCUGCUACGCGCCAACGUGGACCCGCCCGCCGCCGACAUGCUGGCUGUGAAGUGGUACAAGACGGCGGCGGAGCAGGCGCAGGCGUGGGCGGAGCAGUGCGGCCACCACAGCCACCCCGAGCACCCGAGUGUGCGCUGGACCUCCAACUACGGCGCGUGCGGCCAGAACGUCUUCGUCUCGCCCGCCAAGAAGCGAUGGACGCAGGUUCUGGAGCACUGGUGGAGCGGCAAGAAGGAGUUCCACUACGGCGGGGACAACAACAGCACCGCCGUGGCCGCCUACACCCAGAUGGCGUGGUACAACUCGCACCAGGUCGGCUGCGGCUUCUCGCAGUGCUCCGCGCCCGGCGGCUCCACCUUCUUCAGAUACGUGUGCAACUACUGCCCCGUCGGGAACGACCCCACGCGGCUGGACCAGCCUUACUCUGAGGGGUCGGCGUGCAGCCUGUGUCCGGGGGCGUGCCGCUCCCUGUGUCCGCGGCGCAGCUGUCCUCUGUGCACCAACGCCUGCACCUACUCCGACCUGUGGGUGAACUGCGCGGCGCUGGACCAGCAGUGGCACGAGUGGCUGUGCAACACCAAGACUGCCAACGGCGUGGAGCGCUUCAAGAACUGCCGCGCCACCUGCCAGUGCGUCAACGAGAUCACCUGAGCGGCGCCGCGCGAGGCUUCAUCCCGGACUGGUGAACCGUCGCCGCGGCCGUGUGGCGGCCGUGGCUGUGAACAGCUGAGUGAUGAACUUGGGGCGUGAGGACUGUGCGAUGUAGACAUUUAUUUCUAUUGGUGUAAAUAUUUCACGUUGUGAGGGGUACUUCGACCCCAAGACGUGGGGCAACGACAUGGCGCCGGUGAGGCUCAGGAGACCGCUGAACCUGUAGAAGACGCGGGGCUGGUCAACAAGACCUGCCUGCCCUCCAGAAACAUGUCCUUCCUCGGCCAGCAGUGCUCCGUGACGGGCUGGGGCACGACCAAGGAGGCAGGGUGACAGCGGCGGCCCCCUGCAGUGCCGCGCCAAGAGGGGGCCGUGGAUUCAGGCAGGAAUCACCUCGUGGGGCGUGGGCUGCGCCAAGCCCUCCUACCCUGGCGUCUACAUCUCCACCGGCUACCUCGACUUGAUCUACAGACACAUGGACAAGACCUACUGACGAUGGGACUCGCUUAGGUUUUGUUGUUUAAUGAAUGGCAACAAACCUACUGACAUUGGUACUCGGAUAGGUUUUGCAUAUGUAAGGAGUGACAAGAAAGAACCUCUGACCCUGGCACGGUGUUAGCCUCAGUUUAGGGAGUGCCAAAAAUAUAGACACUGACUCUUAUAACAAGUGCCAGAAGAACAACUGACACAUGCACUCAGACUCCGUGUAAGGAGUGCCAAAAGAAACUGAAACUGUGACUCUGCUUUUACAAGUAUUGGUACCCGAAGAUACUGGCUGUAGCACUUCGUUUUAUUUAAUACCAGAAGAGGCAUUGACUGACACUCUAUGAGGCUUUGUGAAGGGAGUGCCAGGUGAGAUAGAUACUCACGCUGCCAGAAGAGACACUGGCGUUGACUUUCUGUGUAGCCUCUGUGGGGGAAGUGGCCUGCCCGUAAACGAACACCAGACGAUCAACUAAAGAGCAUUCUUAAAGACAUUGAAGGAACUUUUGUCAAAAAAAAAAAAACAUGAAGUGAAGGGGAGUGCCAGAUGUUAACCAUCGUUGGCACUCUUGUAGCCGCAGAAGCAUGUGUCAGACAAACUAUGCAGAAGCGUGUAGAUAGUGCCAGAAGAUCUAUUAAUGUUGGCACUCCUAAAGGUAUGGAUGAAACUGGUGUCAGAACUAAGGACGAGGAUUAAUGGAAUGCUAUAAAGUAUACAUAUUUUGGCACUCUAUAGCCACGUAAAAGUUUCAGAACAAUGGACACGAACUUGAGUGCCAGGGAUGAUUUUUCAGCUGGCACUCUUCUCUGUAGUUGUGGAUGGACGUAGUUAGCGUAUACCUGUGUAGCGCGUGUACCUCUUCAGUGUAUACGGAGACAUAUGUUUUUUGAAUACUUGUAUGUGACCGUGUCUGUAUUAUGUGUUUGUGUGUAUGUAUCUAGAGUGUGUACGUAUGAUUGUGGUGUGUGUGUGUGUGUGUGUGUGUGUGUGUGUGUGUGUGUGUGUGUGUGUUUACCGUCUCUGUGGCCUGCAAACCCGCUGUGUGUUAUCCCAUGGUCGUCCAUCUUUGCUGUGGCGUCUGCGGGUUGUGACGUGGACGCUGUUUACGUGAUAAUAAUUGUUCUGCGGAUUAUUUUAUAGUUUUCUUCCAGCAUGUGACAACGGACCAAGUGUUAAGGACAAUAAAUAAUGUGAUAAAAUAAAUAAUGCGAUAGUGAAAGACACAGAAACACUACCGGACGUAUAUUUCUCGUUGUGACAGACGUGUUUUGUAUUGCCAGACUAUUUGUACCCAAUAUAGAACACUAAAAGGAACAUGAAACAAGAAAACAAAUAAAAGGAAACAAAACA
Messenger RNA from Eriocheir sinensis (Chinese mitten crab), 4061 nucleotides. RefSeq lists its product as uncharacterized. The coding region runs from base 908 to 2227 and encodes 439 amino acids. NCBI's taxonomy places the organism in Eukaryota, Metazoa, Arthropoda, Malacostraca, Decapoda, Varunidae. The record is from RefSeq and is a predicted model, not a curated record. The transcript is spliced from 7 exons.